CAUGGAGCCCUAACCACUACACACGGACUUUCAGGAAGAAAUAGACAGGAAAACAUACGCAUGGACUCGGAGUAUUUAAAAAGAAACCUGGGUCAGUGCCUGGCGGACGGCCUGGCUGAAGUGGCCGAGCAGCGACCUGUGAACCCGAUCCUGUAUCUGGCUCACUGGCUUUACAAGUACAGCUCAAACCGUGAAUACCAAACAGAGAAAAAGGCCAAACUGGCACUCCUGGAGAAAGAGCAGGCAAAGGCCAGAGAGGAGGAGUUACACCAGGCGAAGCUAAGGGAGGAGGAGCGAAAGCUCUCUGAGAAGAAGCCCACAGAUUCUGAAGCACCCACCGCAGCCACAACAGGAGUCGUUGAGGACAGCAAACCCGUACAAGAUGAGAAAUCAAACACACCCAAUCUGGAAAACCAGCAAGGCGCAGAAGAUCGCCAAACUGAAGUGCAGGAAAAUGUCACUGAAAAGGAGGUGGACAUCACAGAUAAAGCAGCAACCACUCCAGAGCCACCUGAAGGAAAACCUGCAGAGGUCAGUCAUUCUUACCUAUCUGAGGGGCAGGGCACAGAGGUCAAAGAGGAGUCUGAAGAGAAGCCUGAUGAAAAAACUGAAGUGGAGACAAGGAUGGAGCAAAUAGAAGAAAAAACAGAAAUAGAGCCAAGUACGAAUAGUGUUGAGGAAAAAACUGAAGAGGAGGAGAAGGAAGGAAUUACCAGCCAAAAAGAAGAGAAGGAAGGUGACCAAGAUGAGGAUAAGGAGGUUGAUCAAUCUGAAACUGCUGAACCUGAGAAGACUGGCCCACUACAGUCAACUCUCACACAAGAUGGGAGUGAUUCAAAAUCAAAUGAAACAGAAGAUCAAUACAGCAAGCAAAGUCCUCCUGACCUUGACUCUCACAACACAGAAAAGGCCCAUGAAGAAGAAACUGGCAAACCUGAAGAUGCCAUCCAAGUGGAGCCAGCUUCAGCUCCACAGAGAGAGAACAUCGAACCUGAGAAGACAUCUGAAUCUGAACAGGAGGCACAGGAAUCAGGAAUUCUCCUGGACCAAGAAAAGGCAGGUGAUGAAGAACUGAAGAGCAAAAGCACUGAUUCCUCACCUCCAGCUGAGGUUGAGGUAACAGCAGAGGAAAUGAUGCAGCGCGGGGAACCUGAGAGUUCACAAGAGGAACCUGAAAAGUCUCCGUCUAACGAGGAAGACUCCCAGGAGAAGGACCAAGAAGAGGAAGAAGACCAAGCUUGAUCACAUCACAUGUCCGAGCUUUUACCGAAGCUGAAAUCAUAAAUGGUU
Pelmatolapia mariae (spotted tilapia) is the source of this 1290-nucleotide messenger RNA. It is a transcript of the gene dydc2, whose product is annotated as DPY30 domain containing 2. The record is from RefSeq and is a predicted model, not a curated record. The transcript is spliced from 9 exons. Gene Ontology annotation, cellular component: Set1C/COMPASS complex. Lineage: Eukaryota; Metazoa; Chordata; Actinopteri; Cichliformes; Cichlidae. Bases 61 to 1242 code for a protein of 393 amino acids.